CGGGGGCAGUGGCACGGACUCAGGGAGGCCGAUUUAAACUUUGCAUCAAUUUCAGCUUCGUGGUCGCUAGCGCGCCCGCCAGGCACGCGGCUUCAGUGACGGAACCAACCCCACCCCCCUUCUUUGGCCAUGCCCACGCCGGACCACUGUCGUCUUGUUUCCACAAACCCCAUUCCAUGGGUUCGUGCUUUGUUCGUACGAUCCAAAGACACGGCAUUCGACCUAGGCAGGCUAAGAGACAAAAUAGAGGGUCGUGGUGGAGUGGCGCAAAAGGCACAGGUGCAAUUGCCGGGGCUAAGCUGGCGGGUCAUUGGUCGCCUGCCGGAGCAUGGUCCUUUUGUUGUCCAAGUGCCGGACCCCUUUUGAUAUGUUCCUGCUUUCCUUUUCCAGCGAAGCAAUCCGCGAGGGCGAUAAAUGUGCUGAUCGGGCGUCACGAUGGGUCUCCUAGUCGGGAUAGUCUCAUAUAUGCAGUGCUUCGGUCAUCUAUUACUCAUGUUCUGGAACAUCAAUACCCAGACCGCCAUUGGGAUCAACUGCUAGAAGCCCCGAGGAUUCCUGGACCUGUAAAGCUAGCGUCUGUUGAGGCGUGCGAGGAAAAGGGGGCGCAGAGAGGGCGGGAUAUGACGUUGCCAUGGCGUGUUCGAGACAAGACAUCUCUCGAGCUUGGGGAUAUGACUGAUGCUACCAAUCUUGACGCCCUCUCCCCUCUUUCACCGCGAUAUCUUCACCGCGUUUGACACACCGUGAUGCGCGCUGACAGGAGCGCGGAGAAGCCCAUGGGCUCCAGGUUGCGCCGAGAUUGGUGUGACGGGCGAUGGGCUGGAGACGUCUGCAGCAUGGAUCCUGGCGUGACACGGAUUCAGCCCACCGGUGAACUGUGAUAUCCGACUUAUGAACCAUCAUCGGCAUCAUAAAAGCCCGACUAUAGAGCAACGACAGCACGGAAAACAAUAUGUCAUCCCAUGUCAGUUAAGAUGAGCUGUCAAUGCGCUGUGGACGUCCAGUGCAACGAAAAUCAAAGUGUUAAUCAAGCCCAAUAUGAAGCGGGGGUCUUCC
Microdochium trichocladiopsis is the source of this 1056-nucleotide messenger RNA. RefSeq lists its product as uncharacterized. Bases 177 to 737 code for a protein of 186 amino acids. The transcript has a single exon. Lineage: Eukaryota; Fungi; Ascomycota; Sordariomycetes; Xylariales; Microdochiaceae. The record is from RefSeq and is a predicted model, not a curated record.